This is a messenger RNA of Anguilla anguilla (European eel), 3739 nucleotides long. It is a transcript of the gene brinp1, whose product is annotated as bone morphogenetic protein/retinoic acid inducible neural-specific 1. Lineage: Eukaryota; Metazoa; Chordata; Actinopteri; Anguilliformes; Anguillidae. The record is from RefSeq and is a predicted model, not a curated record. Gene Ontology annotation, biological process: positive regulation of neuron differentiation; negative regulation of mitotic cell cycle. The coding region runs from base 550 to 2835 and encodes 761 amino acids. The transcript has 8 exons.
CUUGACUGUCUAGCAGUGCCGUUCUCUACAAUACAAAACUGUUAUCUCAGUACCUCCCUCUGGUUUUCUCCCGUUUGCGCGUGCUCUCCAGUCAGUUUGCCUCAGUGUACCUUCACUGACAUCCAGCGCGCGCGCUUCUCCACCUGAUCACUCUCGCAGUCGCAACGCUGCCUUCGUCGCCCGCUCGCUCUUUCUCUACUGAUCACGUCAGAUCACGUCGGAUUUUUAUUCCUCCGAUUCGCCGACCCCUCCAUCCCACACACGCUCUCUGGUCGCCUGCGUCUUUCCCCUGUACACUCAUGAUCAUAACCUGGCCGAACCGAAGGAUUUCUCUCUCUCGAGCAUGAGAAGGACUGCCAACUCAUCCGCAAUCCAGCAUCAGAGAUUGGGCUACCAGCAUGAACACUGGAUACGUACGCUCAAACAGCAGAAGUUUUUCGCCAACAGAAUAAAACACGGGGGACUUCAAAUUCCAGCCGUAGGGGAGAAUCAGUUUUAGGUCUCCACAGAAUGGAGCGAGAAUGAACAGAGAAAGGCUGCAGGAAAAGCAUGAACUGGAGGGUCAUUGAGGUCACCUGCUUCCUGUUUAUAUGGGGCCAUAUAACAGUUCAGUCUUCCCGCCAGGAUCCGUCCGUUGCCGAGCACCAUGUCUCCAAGCAAUUUGAUUGGCUCAUCUCUGACCGCGGGCCGUUCCAUCACGCGCGGAGCUAUCUCUCCUUUGUGGAUAGAUUCCGGCAAGGAUUUACAACCCGAUACAAGAUCUAUAGAGAGUUUGCGCGUUGGAAGGUGAGGAACACCGCCAUCGAGAGGCGGGACCUGAUCCGGAACCCGGUCCCCCUGAUGCCGGAGUUCCAGCGGAGCGUGCGGCUGCUCGGGCGACGCCCGUCCACCCAGCAGUUCAUCGAGACCAUCAUCAAGAAGUACGGCACGCACCUGCUCAUCUCCGCCACCCUGGGAGGUGAGGAGGCGCUGACCAUGUUCAUGGCCAAGAGCAAGCUGGACAGGAAGUCGAUGAACGCCUCGCAGAGCGUGGAGGCGCUGCACCAGCUCGCCUCGUCCUACUUCAUCGACCGCGACGGGACCAUGAGGAAGCUGCACGAGAUCCAGAUCUCCACCAACGCCAUCAAGGUGACGGAGACGCGCACGGGCCCGCUGGGGUGCAGCACCUACGACAACCUGGACUCGGUCAGCUCCGUCCUGCUGCAGAGCCCCGAGAGCAAGCUGCACCUGCAAGGUCUUCAGGUGAUUUUCCCAGAGUACCUGCAGGAGAAGUUCGUCCAAUCAGCUCUCAGCUACAUCAUGUGCAAUGGCGAGGGGGAGUACGUGUGCCGCGACAGCCAGUGCAUCUGCCAGUGCGCCGACGAGUUCCCACAAUGCAACUGUCCCAUCACCGACAUCCAGAUCAUGGAGAACACGCUCCUGGGAAUGGCUGAGUCCUGGGCGGCCUCAUACAAGGACUUUGAGAACUCAGAUGAGUUUAAGUCGUUCCUGAAGAGGCUGCCCUCCACCCACUUCCUGCCGGUGAGCAGCGUGCACCUGCUGUGGGGCGGGGACUGGGACCUGCAGGCCCGGUACCGGCUACUCCAGAGCUCCCUGGAGGCCCAGCGGCUCAAGAUGCAGCGCACCGCCCGCAAGCUGUUCGGCCUCAGCAUCCGCUGCCACCACAACCCCAACCACCAGAUGCCCCGGGAGAGGUCCGUGCUGCAGUGGCUGAACCGGGUCCAGUCCUUCCUGUACUGCAACGAGAACGGGUUCUGGGGCACCUUCCUGGAGAGCCAGCGGACGUGCGUGUGCCACACGGGCGUCAGCCUGUGCCAGCGGCCCGUGCCCUGCGUCAUCGGCGGCAACAACAGCUGCGCCAUGUGCAGCCUGGCCAACAUCUCGCAGUGCGGCUCCUGCAACAAGGGCUUCAAGCUGUACCGGGGGCGCUGCGAGCCGCAGAACGUGGACUCGGAGCGCAGCGAGCAGUUCCUCAGCUUCGAGACCGACCUGGACUUCCAGGACCUGGAGCUCAAGUACCUGCUGCAGAAGAUGGACUCCCGCCUCUACGUCCACACCACCUUCAUCAGCAACGAGAUCCGCCUGGAGACCUUCUUCGACCCCCGCUGGCGGAAGAGGAUGUCGCUGACCCUCAAGAGCAACAAGAACCGCAUGGACUACCUGCACAUGGUCAUCGGGCUCUCCAUGAAGAUCUGCCAGAUGCGCAACAGCAGCGUGGACCCCAUGUUCUUCGUCUACGUCAACCCCUUCAGCGGCAGCCACUCGGAGGGCUGGAGCAUGCCCUUCGGCGAGCACGGCUACCCCCGCUGGGAGAAGGUCCGCCUGCAGAGCUCCCAGUGCUUCAACUGGACCCUCCUGCUGGGCAACCGCUGGAAGACCUUCUUCGAGACGGUGCACAUCUACCUGCGGAGCCGCGCCAAGGUGCCCAGCACCCUGCGCAACGACACGGGCCAGGGCCCCGUGGACCUGUCGGACCCCAGCAAGCGGCAGAUCUACAUCAAGAUCUCGGACGUGCAGGUGUUCGGCUACAGCCUCCGCUUCAACGCCGACCUGCUGCGGAGCGCCGUGCAGCAGGUCAACCAGUCGUACACGCAGGGGACGCAGUUCUACUCCUCCUCCUCGGUCAUGCUCCUCCUCCUGGACAUCCGGGAGCGGAUAAACCGCCUGGCCCCGCCCGUGGCCCCCGGCAAGCCGCGGCUGGACCUGUUCUCCUGCAUGCUCAAGCACCGGCUCAAGCUCAACAACAGCGAGAUGAUCCGCGUCAACCACGCCCUGGACAUGUACAACACGGAGAUCCUCAAGCAGUCCGACCACCUGACCACCAAGCUCUGCUGAGGACUCGCUAGACGAAACGCACUAAACGAAAAAAAAUAAACGAACGAAGGAAUGAACAAAAAAAAAUCUAAAAUUCUAUUAAAUGAAACGGAAAAACGUUUGGAGAAAAACAGAAACUUUCCUUUAUAUUUAUUUCUUCUUUCUUUUGGACAUUUUUUUUGUUCUACUUUUUUGAUGUAAUAUUGAAAACUUUGUAAAUGUAAUUGUUAAACAGAGAAAAAAAAAGCUUAAAGGGAAAAAGAAAGAGCGUUUUAGUUUGGAGAAGGAUGGAGAUGAACUUUAAAAAACCAUUUAACAAGACUGUACCAUAUUUGUCAAAAGCAUGUCUGUCGUUUCCUAAAAGAACAUAAAGAAAGGAAAAAAAAAAACAUCUGGAGACUGAGGCCUUGACUUUACUCUGAGGGAACCGUGGGACAUCAAAACUGCCAUUCUUAACUUUAAAAAAACAUUUUUAAAUGACCUUUAUUUUAACAAAAUGGCAUUUUGUCUAUGUGCAGAAUGGGUGACAAAUGUAUGUAUCGUUUAAAACAAACGUUUUAUUAAGAAUAUACGGAUAAAUAAUGUCCCGGUCGGUAUUGCUUUAUCUACAUGGCUUGGCGCAAGGAGUCUCUCCUAGCACAGUCUCAAGCAGAGACCGAUUAGCAUCGCAGUUGCACACAGUUCAACACAAAAGCCACUCGCUCCCUUUUCACGGAACAGGACACAAAAGCCAGCCCAGCUGCGCCGCAUUGUUUGUUUUUUUUUUUGAAAACGCGGAAGUCGUCCGCUUUUUCCCCCCCCCCCUUUAUUUUAAUCCGCUCGGCGAUUAGCGGCGUUUGUUUUGCGGACGAAUCGCGGGUCGAACGAGCGGGUUUCACCGCGAGCGGGUCACCGCCAGUCCACAGCUGGCGAAACGAACGGUGAA